UUUGGGCUGUUAAUCUAAAUCCAUUGUACCUGGCUGGAAAAGACCCUGUGUGCAAUGCUCCCUGCCCUUGCUGCAUCCUCACUUGAAUGUCUAUUAGCACCUUCCUUCCCACUCCCCUGAGUUCCCUCUGCCAGGUAGAAUAAAUAUACAUAACUUCCAUUUGAAAGCCUUUGAGAAAAAAAAUAUGUUGUCAAGGGAAACUCUUCUAGCAUUUCUUAUAGACAUGCUUGAUGUGUUUUAUAUUUUAUUUUUACUGUCAUAAAUGCAUAUACCAGGGAUUUUUUUUCUCCACAAGAUAGAUAUUAAUUUGAACGCCCAACACCCAGCUCACACUGGGCUUGUGUAAUUCUGACGGUUGUCUCAAAAUAGCUUACAAUAUAUUUCAACAUCUAUCAGAAAGAGACUGGCUUGAUCUGUUCCCUUUUUCCAAUCAUUCAUGGAAAUUUUGGGUCAACUAAAGGAAAAUUUUGCAAAUUCACUUUCUCCCAGACAGGCACAUUUGUAUUCUCUGUCCGUUGUGCUUUUAAAUAAAAAUCACCCGAGCUUCCAAAGUGAGCUUCUGUUUCCCAGCUGGUUCCCCUGCAAAUGUGAAUGGGGUGCACGCUUUGAUGGUCCAACAGGGGAGAUCACACUGGGUCCCAGUUCAAAGCCCAGUUCUCUUCUAAAGCUGAGCUUAGCUGCUUGUGGAACAAAUAGGCAAGAGAGUUAUAAAACUAUUAAUUGCUGCUUUAGAUUCCUAGAUGAAAGCUGUAUGUGGGCAGAAAUAAUUUGGUCUAUUCAUAAGCGAACAUCAUAAAGGAACAUCUCUGGCAGCUCGUGACCCUUCUCCUGAGGCUGCUUCCAGUGCAGGAGGGAUGGAGGGAUUUCCCUGGGUACAAAACUUGCAGGGUCCCGACACCCACCUUUAAAUUUUGAGCUGGGAGAGAGGUAGGAGCCAUCCCCUUCUGGCUGUCAGGGUUUGGCACAUCUCACCCAGAGCCACAGCUGUGCUCUGGGGAUGGUCCUGCUGAGCUGGAGCAGUGCUUCAGGCUGGUCCUGCCAUCCUGGGCUGUCCUGUGCCCCAGCUCAUCCCCCAAACCACCUUGCCUUUGAUUCUGGUGGCCUGACCUUUCAGAGAGGCUGCUCUAUAGGGAGGGUGCAGAGAGAGUCUGAGGCUGGUUUUGGGAUCAGCUGGAUCCCACAGAUGCACCUCCAGGGCCCCCCAUCUGUGUGUGUGUGCUUAUAGCCUGAAUGCAUGAGCAUCCUUCUGGAAGGAACCUGGAUUAGUCAUCCCUACCCCACAGAUGGGCUGUGUGAUGUCUUCUCUGCAAAAGCUAAUCUGACACUGAAAUUCCAAUUUAUCCCGGAAAGAAGGGUUUACACCCCUUCUUCUCCCUUGCUUUUGGCUUAAGCAUUAAAAAUGGAUCCUUCUCCUUCUUCCCCCCCAUUUCAAAGGCAAGACAUGGAGUCCAUUAAGCUCUGAGGUUUAUGACCAGCUGGUUGCCUCCUCCAGACGUGGUGUGAUGGAAGUGCUGCUUGUGGUGCAAAGCUGUGUCUUUAAGGAGCCCCGGGCUGGGAGAUGCAGUGGAGUUCACAGAUGCCUUUGCCAGGCUGUUUCACACAAAUCUGGCAUUUCCUGCACCCACAGCCAUGCUCAGCUUAAAAACACCUCCAGGGCUUAACCGUGGCUCCAUUACCUGUUCCUCUGCAGCUCUGCCCUGCCCUACAGGUUUAGAGGUGACUGUGUCCUCCAGGUCCCUCCCAGUCUGACAGAUCUUUUACACCGAGUUUCUCAGACUGGAAAGCAGGCAGAGCCCUGGUGUUUGCCCCAUAAAUCCUGUGAGAUGGCACUGCUGAGGAAGAGCUCACAGGACUCCCCUGGGUGUUGUGACCCACCUCGUGUCCCUGACCUGGCCUUGGCCCUUGGUGUGACACCAGGCUGUUCUGUGUGGGGUCUGCUGGCACCUCAGCAUCACUGCAGGGGCCGCAGCCUUUCUCCCCUCAGCUCCUCCUGCCUGUUUGUGCCCUCUGUCCCUGCAGCCCCUAAAAGCUUGGAAAAAUUCUGUAGGUGACAGAAGACAGGAAAAAAUGUAAUUUCUCCACCAAAAGGGCAAAGCAGUGUCCCUCAAACCCCCCUACUCUGUGCCAGGAGCAGGGAGAUCCCAUGAGUACAGGGCUGCUCUAUGUCCUCUGGUUGUUUUGAUAAAUAAGGCAGGUAGAAAAAUCUGAUUUCAAGGUGGUGCAUAAAGAUCAAAAUGCUUUUUAUUUGCCUUUUUGCUCUAAAUUUCUGGUCAAGACAGGUAAAUUCAUCUGCAUCUGGGAAUGCUUCUUUUUCUUUGAUGCUUUAAGUGUUUCUCAUUAGAAAAUAAAAUUUCUGCUGCACAAAAAAGCCCAGCUCCCUAAAACUUAUAAAUCCCUAAAAUGCAAUAGAAAUCAAAACUCUGGGUUUUUAUUUCCCCAUUGACAUACAGAUUUUAUUCAGUCAUCAAUGAUUCUGAAUCAUGUUUUUGUUAUGUUUCAACAUAAUCAAAAUAAUCUUAAUAUUCUACAUGGCAGAACACACAAGACGAAACAAAACAGGCAGAUGAAUUGUUUUGACACUUCUUCCUCUCAAAUUCUCCUUAAAAUCAACACCUUCUGUGACAAUACUUUGAUUUUGGCAAAACUGUCUGUGCUGCUGGAAAGAUUGCACCAUCUAAGGACUUUUUGACCAGGUCUAAUUAGUGGUGAGGGUAGUGGGGCUACAAAGCACUUUGGCAGAAUCACAGCAGUGGUGAUUUGACAAGAUCUAAUUCUUCCUCCGGGAGGCCCUCUGGGGAAUAAAUCUUCUCUUCAGUGACUAAUUACCUGUUUGAAGAAGGAGAGCCCCAUGGGUGAUGUGCUGGAGGUAAAUUAAACUGCCUUCCUUAGGCCAUUAACAACCUGCAGAGGGAGAAACUUUAGCAGGUAAAAAAGCAAGGAAAAGUUUCACAUGGAAAAUCAUUGGCUUUUCUUUUUUUUAGCUUCCAUACCACAGGAGAACAGCAGUCUAAAGCUGAUUUUUUCCCCUUCUCUCUCCUUGGUCCUCACUUCUCAAAAUGCAAACAUCCCUCCUCAUUCCCCAGGGUGCUUCUGCAAGGAGCACCCCUCCAGCCCUGCUGUCUCAUCCACAGGUGGAACCCGCUCCUGCUCUGCUGAUCAUGGUCAACAAGACCUUAAACUACUGGGGUCCCAGUUUUGAGGAGGACGUUAUCAACAUCAACGUGGGCGGCCUGCGGCGGCGGCUGAGCUCCAGCGCGCUCUCCAAGUUCCCCGACACGCGCCUGGGCCGGCUGCUCUCCUGCGACUCGGAGGAGUCCAUCCUGCAGCUCUGCGAUGACUACGACGUGAGCGCCAGGGAGUUCUACUUCGACAGAAACCCUGGCUUCUUCCUCUACGUCCUCCACUUCUACCAGACGGGCAAGCUGCACGUCAUGGAGGAGCUGUGCGUCUUCUCCUUCUGCCAGGAGAUCGAGUACUGGGGCAUUAAUGAGUUCUUCCUGGACUCCUGCUGCAGCUACCGCUACCACGAGCGCAAGCUGGAGAGCCGGCAUCACAACUGGGAUGAGGAGAGCGAGGUGAGCAGCGUGGACACGUCCCCUGAUGAGAUCUCUGACAUCAACCACGACCUGCUGCGCUACAGCACGCUGCGCUGCGGCAACCUGCGCAAGCGCCUCUGGCUCACCAUGGAGAACCCCGGCUACUCCAUCCCCAGCAAGCUCUUCAGCUUCGUGUCCAUCAGCGUGGUGCUGGUGUCCAUAGCCACCAUGUGCAUCCACAGCAUGCCCGAGUACCAGGAGGUGGAUGAGAAUGGCAAUGUGCUCGAUGAACCCAUCCUGCACAAGCUGGAGUAUUUCUGCAUCUCCUGGUUCACCUUCGAAGUGUCCUCCCGCCUCCUGCUCUCACCCAACCCCAGGAAGUUCUUCAAGCACCCACUGAACCUGAUUGACAUUGUGUCAGUGUUGCCCUUCUACUUCACCCUCCUGGUGGACGUGACCAUGGGCAGUGACUCGGAGCUGGGCAACCUGGGCAAGGUGGUGCAGGUGUUCCGGCUCAUGAGGAUAUUCCGGGUGCUGAAGCUGGCUCGGCACUCCACCGGACUCAGGUCACUGGGGGCCACCUUGAAGCACAGCUACAGGGAGGUGGGGAUCCUGCUGCUCUACCUGGCUGUGGGGGUCUCUGUGUUCUCUGGCGUGGCCUACACUGCUGAGAAGGAGGAGGACGUCGGCUUCGACACCAUCCCGGCGUGCUGGUGGUGGGGCACGGUCAGCAUGACCACCGUGGGCUACGGGGACGUGGUGCCCGUCACCGUGGCGGGCAAGCUGGCGGCCUCGGGCUGCAUCCUGGGGGGCAUCCUGGUCGUGGCGCUGCCCAUCACCAUCAUCUUCAACAAGUUCUCCCACUUCUACCGCAAGCAGAAGGCGCUGGAGGCGGCCGUGAGGAACAGCGGCAAGAAGGAGCCAGAGGAGGGCGGCAGCGACUCCGAGGCCCUGAGCGAGACCUCCCUGGACAGGCCCAGCCCCGAGCGCCGGGGCCUCACCCCCGGGGCCCAGCCCAGCCCCUGAGCCCCUGCUCUGCCCCCUGUGUCCCUGGGGCAUGAGGGACAUGUGGGACCCACCUGGGGCCUAUGGGACCUGCUGGGACGCACCUGGGGCAUGAGGGACAUGUGGGACCCACCUGGGGCCUAUGGGACCUGCUGGGACCCACCUGGGGCAUAUGGGACCUGCUGGGACCCACCUGGGGCACUGGGACCCACCUGGGGCACUCAGGACCUGCUGGGACCCACCUGGGGCCUAUAGGACCUUUUGGGACCCAUCUGGGGCAUGAGGGACCUUCUGGGACCCACCUGGGGCACAUAGAACCUGCUAGGACCCACCUGGGGCCUAUGGGACCUGCUGGAACCCACCUGGGGCAGGAGGGACCUGCUGGAACCCACCUGGGGCACACAGAACCUGCUGGGAGCCACCUGGGGCACUUGGGACAUGUGGGACCCACCUGGGACAUGUGGGACCUGCUGGGGACCCACCUGGGGCCCAUGGGACAUGUGGUACCCACCUGGGGCACUCAGGACCUGCUGGGGCCCACCUGGGGCAUGUGGGACCUGCUGGGACCCACCUGGGGCACAUAGAACCUGCUGGGAGCCACCUGGGGUCCAUGGGAACUGCUGGGACCCACCUGGGGCAUGUGGGACCUGCUGGGACCCACCUGGGGCAUGAGGGACCUGCUGGGACCCACCUGGGGCACAUAGAACCUGCUAGGACCCACCUGGGACAUGUGGGACCCACCUGGGGCUUGUAGGACCUGCUGGGACCCACCUGGGGCACAUAGAACCUGCUAGGACCCACCUGGGGUCCUUGGGACCUUCUGGGACCUGCUGGGACCCACCUGGGGCCUGUGGGACAUGUGGGACCCACCUGGGGCCCAUGGGACCUGCUCAUGGUGAGCACACCACGGUGCAGGAGCCAUGGCUGGCAUCACCCUGUGAAGGACAGGAGGGGUUGGAGGAGAUGCCCAGUGGGUGCUGGCUGCUUCCAGACGUGCCUGGAUGUGUCUCAGCCUUCACCUUGCUCACCCAUGGCUGCAAAGGGAGGUUGUGAUGCUGGAUAUACCCCUGCCAGAAAAGGAGGUAGAAAAUAAGAGAUACAAGGGACCCCUGAUCAGGUGCUGCCCCAGGUGUAUGGAGAGGAAUUUUCCUCUGCCCUAGUGUUUUGUGUUGUCCAGGGUGAGGUUAAAUAGCUCAAGGAUGAGGCAGCCCUCAACAGGCUGGCAGCCCUUACAGAUCUGUGCUGUGUUGACAAUUCCAGCCCCAGCCUUGUCCUACCCCCAGCAGGAAACAGGCUCAAAAGGCUCAAAAGGCUCAAAUGCCCCUGCAGCCAUAAAGGAAAUGGGAAUGAGCCUGUAUGGGAGGAGAGGCAGUGUCCAGCUCAGGGUGAGCCCCCCAUGGGGUGGGAUGGACUGAACCCCACCUUUCCAUUGUUGGGAUUUAUCUGCUCUCCUGCACUGCCACUGGUGGGACCUGCAGGGAUGUGGGGCUGUGCUGGGAGCGGGGCACAGCUGGGAGCACUGCCCACAUGGGGCAGGGACACUGCCCACACACCUGGGGGUGGCCAGGAGGGCAGAGGGAACACUGAACUCUGAGGCAGCACAGUCAAAGGGGUCAGGCUGGGGGAGCUGAGGAGCCAAUCCCAGCGGGGCUGUCCCCCAAACCCUGCUCUCCCUCACCACAGCCCCUAGCCUGGCUGUGUCCUGCCUCUUCCUUCCCUGUCUCAGGGCUGUAAGGAGGGGGUCACACUGCCCAGGUGUCCUCACAGGGAGCUGAGCCCCCCGAGUGCUGCUGCACUCACCUUCCCCCUGCAGGGAGAGAGCUGGGGCAGAGGGGACCUUGCGCUGCUUUUGUCACCACGGCCUCUGAGCCCCUCACAGCCAGGCAGGGAGGCCAGCCUGGAACACAAACCCUUCCUGCCUGGACCCCAGCCCACCUGAGCACCUUCAGGGCACAGCAUUAACUCCCUACAGAGCUUUUCCUCUCCCUCCCACCCCUGGUCUCUGGAAAUUGUGCAGAUCCGUUGCACACAGAGAAGUACACCCAGCAAUGCCUGUUUCACAGGAGAAACGUGCAUCCCACAAUCCCAAAGCACCUCAAACACACUUUAAAGGCUGCAGGAUGACCCCAGGUACCUGGAUCAUGGCUUUGCUGCUGCUUUCCUGGCUGGUUUUCAGCACAGCUCUAUUUGCUGGUGCUGGCUCUGCCUGUAGCCAUCUGCUGGUCACGGGCAAGGAAAGCCAACACUGGUGCAGGUCCAGCCUUUCCAAGCCCAGUGGGACCCAGGGAGGGUCCCCAAGGAAUGGUGGGGUGGGAUGGGAGGGUGCUCACGCUUCUGGCAUCAUCAAGUCUUCCAGUACCAACUCCAUGGUCCUCUCUGUGCUUAUUCCUGCUGGGAGCUGGGACUGGGGAGCAGCACCCUCUGCUCCAACCUGCUCCUGCUGCACUGUUACUUGAAUACAGGAAGGAGUUUCCCCUCCUCAACAUCAAUAUUCCAGUAGCAAAAUGUAUUCAAAUGUGAAGAGUAAAUUAUAUCUAUUAAUGAAAAAGCAUUAUGCAAAUAAUUAGGAGCAUGUAAAUUAAUUUUCUAUCUAUGCAUGGGAUGCAUACUGUAUAUUUUAUUAAAGACUUCAAUGACCUGC
Melospiza melodia melodia is the source of this 7182-nucleotide messenger RNA. RefSeq names its product potassium voltage-gated channel modifier subfamily S member 1 (gene KCNS1). Gene Ontology annotation, cellular component: voltage-gated potassium channel complex; membrane. Gene Ontology annotation, molecular function: protein binding; delayed rectifier potassium channel activity. Gene Ontology annotation, biological process: potassium ion transmembrane transport; regulation of delayed rectifier potassium channel activity; protein homooligomerization. The transcript has 2 exons. The coding region runs from base 3057 to 4562 and encodes 501 amino acids. NCBI's taxonomy places the organism in Eukaryota, Metazoa, Chordata, Aves, Passeriformes, Passerellidae. The record is from RefSeq and is a predicted model, not a curated record.